This is a messenger RNA of Tilletiopsis washingtonensis, 2057 nucleotides long. Its product is annotated as succinate dehydrogenase. Gene Ontology annotation, molecular function: electron transfer activity; succinate dehydrogenase (quinone) activity; flavin adenine dinucleotide binding. Gene Ontology annotation, biological process: tricarboxylic acid cycle; mitochondrial electron transport, succinate to ubiquinone. NCBI's taxonomy places the organism in Eukaryota, Fungi, Basidiomycota, Exobasidiomycetes, Entylomatales. The transcript is spliced from 14 exons. The coding region runs from base 45 to 1997 and encodes 650 amino acids. The record is from RefSeq and is a predicted model, not a curated record.
CCUCUCUCUCUCCUUCCCCAUACCCCUCCCCCUCCCGCCCCGCCAUGCUCUUCCCGCGCCUCACCCGUGCGGCCCUGCCCACCAGCAGCGCCGUCGCCGCCGCGCCUGCGCUGCGCCGCUCCCUGCACGCCUCGCGCGCCGUGGCGAAGAUCGUCGCCUCGCAGCCGCUGCGUGCCAAGGAGGCUGCGCAGCCGCACGACGCCGUCAAGGGCUACCCGAUCAUCGAGCACGAGUACGAUGCCGUCGUCGUCGGUGCCGGUGGCUCCGGUCUGCGCGCCGCCUUCGGCCUCGCCGAGGGCGGCCUCAACACGGCCUGCAUCACCAAGCUCUUCCCCACGCGCUCGCACACCGUCGCCGCGCAGGGCGGCAUCAACGCCGCGCUGGGCAACAUGACCGAGGACGACUGGCGCUGGCACAUGUACGACACCGUCAAGGGCUCCGACUGGCUCGGCGACCAGGACGCCAUCCACUACAUGUGCCGCGAGGCACCGCGCACCGUCAUUGAGCUCGAGCACUACGGCCUGCCCUUCUCGCGCACCAAGGACGGCAAGAUCUACCAGCGUGCCUUCGGCGGCCAGUCGCUCAACUACGGCAAGGGCGGCCAGGCGUACCGCUGCGCCGCCGCCGCCGACCGCACGGGCCACGCCAUGCUGCACACGCUCUACGGCCAGUCGCUGCGCCACAACACCAACUUCUUCAUCGAGUACUUUGCGCUCGACCUCAUCAUGGAGGACGGCGCGUGCGUCGGUGUCAUGGCGCUGAACAUGGAGGACGGCACGAUCCACCGCUUCCGUGCCCACAAGACCGUGCUCGCCACCGGCGGCUACGGCAAGGCCUACUUCUCGGCCACGUCGGCGCACACGUGCACCGGCGACGGCAUGGCCAUGGUCGCGCGCGCCGGCCUGCCGCUGCAGGACCUCGAGUUCGUGCAGUUCCACCCCACGGGCAUCUACGGUGCCGGCUGCCUCAUCACCGAGGGCUCGCGCGGUGAGGGCGGCUACCUGCUGAACAGCGAGGGCGAGCGCUUCAUGGAGCGCUACGCGCCCACGGCCAAGGACCUGGCCUCGCGCGACGUCGUCUCGCGCUCGAUGACAAUCGAGAUCCGCGAGGGCCGCGGUGUCGGCCCGGACAAGGACCACAUCUACCUGCAGCUCUCGCACCUGCCCGCCGAGGUGCUGCACGAGCGCCUUCCCGGCAUCUCGGAGACGGCCUCCAUCUUUGCCGGUGUCGACGUGACCAAGGAGCCGAUCCCCGUGCUCCCGACGGUGCACUACAACAUGGGCGGCAUUCCCACCAAGUACACUGGCGAGGUCAUCAAGCAGAACGCCGACGGCAAGGACGAGAUCGUGCCGGGCCUGUACGCUGCCGGCGAGGCCGCCUGUGUGUCCGUGCACGGCGCCAACCGUCUCGGUGCCAACUCGCUGCUCGACAUUGUCGUGUUCGGCCGCGCAUGCGCCCAGCACAUCAAGGAGAACCUCAAGCCCGGCCAGCCCCACAAGCCGCUGUCCGGCGACGCCGGCGCCGCGACGCUCAACAACCUCGACUGGGUGCGCAACUCGAACGGCAACCGCACGGUCGCCGACCUGCGCCUUGAGAUGCAGAAGGUCAUGCAGUCCGACGCCGCCGUGUUCCGGACGGAGGAGAGCCUCCAGGAGGGCCUCAAGAAGAUCGCCAAGACGAUGGACGCCCUGCCGAACAUGAGCGUCAAGGACCGCUCCAUGAUCUGGAACUCCGACCUGGUCGAGGCUCUUGAGCUCCAGAACAUGGCCACCUGCGCCUCGCAGACCGUGACCUCGGCUGCCGCGCGCAAGGAGUCUCGCGGUGCCCACGCACGAGAGGACUACCCCGAGCGCGACGACAAGGAGUGGAUGAAGCACUCCCUCACAUGGCAGUCGAACACGAGCGAGGCGCCGAAGCUCGGCUACCGUGCCGUCGUCGGCACGACGCUGGACGAGAACGAGUGCAAGGCCGUGCCCCCGUUCAAGCGGCAAUACUAAGCGGCUGCCCGAGCAGCGGUGUCUGCCAGGGUGUCUCCGAUGAUGUGCCGCGGUCCGGCU